AUGGAAGGCUCCGCCAACACCCGCUGCAUAGACCCGCUCACCGACCUCCGGGAGGUGACAGAGAAGAACGCGCGGGAGGCGCGCGAGGAGCGGGAGGAGGCGGAACGGCAGAACGCGGCAGCAGCCAAGGCGGCGCAGGUGGACGCGGAUGGGGCAGCCAAGGCCCAAGCCGACGCCGCUGCAAAGGCACAAGCGGACGCCACGACCAAGGCCCAGGCAGAAGCAGCCACCAAGGCAAAGACGGAUGAGGCCGCGCGCAGCCGGUCUCCGCAACUUAUCGUCCCCCUGCGCGCCAUGCCACCGGCACCAGGGACUCAGGUGCCGACUGGAGGGGCCGGCAACGAGCAGCCGAUCAUGGAGAGGGGAGGGGACGACAUCACCGUCUUGGAGGCAGAAGUGCCUCCGCGCUCGCCGACUGCUGACGCACAAAGCAAUCGGCUUGAGGUGCCAUCGGCGCCACCAGCUGGCAACGAGUUGGUGGUGGGCUCGACUCCGGUGGUCCGCACUCUGGGGCGUCAUUGCCCGGAGAAGGCGGUGUCAGCGCCAAGGCCGCUAGAUUUUGGGGCCGCAAGCUCUUCGGCCCCUAAUGCCGAGGCCAGCAGCGCCGCCCCACCAAAGUGGACUCCUGGAGGCAGGACGAGCGUGCUGAACCGCGUUGCAAAUGACGUCCAGGCCCAUCUCCGGGCCCAAGCCGACGCCCUCCAACAGUACAUGAAGGAGUUCGUGGUGACGCGUACGGGCAUCCGGGACUAUCACAACAUCCGCGCAGCCGCCUUCAACUCCCAUGUCCGGGAUCUGGCAAAGCGGACUGCUAAACUGGCCGACAGCCGGAGAGCCAACACCACCUUACAGCAAGGGCUGGGCAAAGCUCAAACCGCGCUGCGCGCCAAGGAGGAGGAGCACAGCAAGAUGGAGCAGGAGCGCGACCGCCUGGCCAAGAAGUUGGCUGACCAGGCGGAGCUACAGAAGCUCAAGGAUGCGGAGGAGGCCCUCCAGGCUGAGUUCGAGACUUAG
Molecule: messenger RNA, 1014 nt
Organism: Aegilops tauschii subsp. strangulata
Lineage: Eukaryota; Viridiplantae; Streptophyta; Magnoliopsida; Poales; Poaceae
Source: RefSeq, a predicted model, not a curated record